Bactrocera oleae (olive fruit fly) is the source of this 9172-nucleotide messenger RNA. NCBI's taxonomy places the organism in Eukaryota, Metazoa, Arthropoda, Insecta, Diptera, Tephritidae. The record is from RefSeq and is a predicted model, not a curated record.
CAAUUGCUAAUAGAUUUUAAUAUUCAAUAUUUUUCUUACGUAGUCCCAAUUUAAUAUUCUACUGGUAUCUUCCUUACAUCCUGCUGUCAAAGAAUCAUGUCAUCAGAAAAAUAUUCUAGGUCCACUCCACAUAAAGUUUGUAGCAACCGCUCCAUAAGAAACUUUAGCAAACACAUUUCCACACACAUUGUAACAAAUGUGCUAUACAUACAUAUGUAGUUAUGUAGUUACCUCGAAGUGUGACGUUUCAAUUUAGCAAAAUUUUGAUUUCCAUGUUGCCAUUAUUUUUUUGUUCAUUUACGAUGCAACUGUGUUGAUUCAUGUCGCCGUUGCCUUGACGAACACAAAUAUUAGUUGCAGAAUAUGUUGCAUCAACACGUAUGGGUAACAAAAGUUGAAGAAAAAUUAUAAAAGCUCAUCCAAAGGGGAACCACUCCAUUUUCGCCCGAGGAAGACCGAAUGCAUACAUACAUAUGUAUGUACUUAGUAAAUACCACGACGAAAAUUAUACUAGCAAUGGCUAUUACAGUGAUAACUGGAAGGAGUUGUGGUGGGGUGAAAAAUACACAAAAGGAAGUCACACGAUUUCGCGGCGUAUCGAUGUGCUGGUGUCGAACCGGUUCUUUAAGCAGUUGUACAAUAGCCAAAAAACGCAACAUUAGUAUCCGUGUGGUGCCGACAACCAUGGCAUUUAAUAGUUCACAGCCACUCGAAGAGUUGAACCCGAAGUCGAUUUAAAAUUUGAACAUGUUCUGAGGAAAUGCUACUAUCAAUAGUAUUGCAAAUUUUAGUAAAAUAACAAAGGUAGGGCGGAAACUGAUAAUAUCUAUAUGCUUUUCCUUUUUCCACCUGUUAUGGGCUUUUUAAUAAUUUCACACUCGCCAUCGAAUGUACAAUUUACGUCCCUCUCAUUGUAGGAAAUAUCGCACAACAACAUAAAUAAAUACGUACGUUUAAACAUAAAUAAUUACUGGAACAAGUGAUCAACUUUACCAAUCAGGCGUUCUCAAGCAGCAACAUCGAACGAAUAAACAAUUUUAAACAACCAAAUAGUAUUACCGUCGCAAUACCAUCCAACCGACUCUAACGAACAUGCUCCACAUGAAUGUGCAUAUGUGGAGAGUACAAAUACAUGUAUCAUAUAAAACUCCACCUCUUCUCUAAACAAGACAUUUGCCGUUUGAGUAAGAAAUAAGAGUUUAUCGGUGGCUGCUUCUUUGCAUCAUAAUUUGCUCCGGUUUUGCAUGAACUUCGGGCGACUCACAUCAACAUUUCGUUCUUUCGUUGUUCGUAUCAUUCUAUAUAGCAGGUUAACGGCCACAGUGUUUCGGUAUUGAGUACUAAGUCUAGUACUCUGGAAUAUUGGCGCGUAUGACUGUGUGCGAACGAUUAAACUUACUAUAUUCGAUGGUUCGUCGUGGGUGUACCAAUAAAACAAUUCACUUUCCCUUACAUACAGUGCAUAUAACUUCAAUGUAGACUAUAUAGGUAUACAUAAGUAUGUAUGCUAUGAGUGGCAGUGAAUAGCCGAAUGAACUCGUUAAAAAUCUUAACAUGUACUUAAGUAUAUUAUUUUCAUGAAAUAAGUGUGUAUACAUAAGUAUAUAGAGUAAAUAACAAUCUCAUAUUCAAAUAAUUAAGAAAAUUGAUUAGUAAUUAUUUACGCAUAAUGUUUACCUUGUUACAAAAAAAAACUAUUUCCAAUAUUUCUUAUACAUACAUAUCUCUUGUAUAUUUUCUUUUUUUGAAUUGACUUCAACAGCACAACUACUACAGUUAUGUACAUACAUAUAAGUAUAUAUAAAAUCAUUUUCUAUAAGUACAUGUACAUACAUUUGACUUUGUGGUUACUAGCAUUAGUAUUCAUUUCAAACGAUUGAUAGAAAUUUGUUACAACAUUACAAGUAUAAUUAACUGGUAAUAUAUUUCAGGACUUUAAUGGAACUUAAAAAAUUACAGUUUUUAAUAAAUUGUCCCAACAAAUUCACGUUAAAGUGAAAAAGUGAAUAAAGAACAACUUGCUAGAAAAAUUUAAAAAGGGAGUUCUCGAAUUCAUAUUAUUUCGUUUGAAUUAUAUAAUACUUUGCGACACAUAAUAGAGUUGCGAGAGUUCGAGUUAGAACGAAGUUGUACAUAUGUCAUUUACUUAUUUGUUACUAUAAUUCAAAUUAGUUAGUUAUAGAAAACUUGUAAAUUCGAAUUAAGUUUUCCUGGUAUGUGUAUUAUCAUCCUCAAAACUUGUUUUUGGGCAGCAUCGUUGUUUUACUUAGUCCAAAAAACAUUCAAAAACAAAUUUUUUAUGGUAGAUAUGGCAACACUAUUCUCUGUCGUAAAAUAAACUGACGUACUAUGCUCAUCAUAACAACGACCGAACUCUGUUCAACUCACCAACGAAUGUAGCAGCCAGUAAGACAGCUAACUCGUUUUAUGUAUUUUUAGCUUCCUCUACGUCGUUGAGCUAGUCAGUCAUGGAUGUUAGAGCGGUAGAGUUCUCCAGUUUUUCUUUUACUGAUAUGCAAUUUCAUGACUCAUUUCUCAUUCAACGAAACUCAAAUUCAAACAUGAAAUAAUCGAGUAUAUACGUAUGUAUAUACUCAUAUCAUACUAAAGAGGCUAGGUUAAUAUUAAAAUUUAUUAUACGCAAAUAUGCUACUCAGGUGGAGACUAUGAGGACUCUAUACUCACUGGACGAUGCACAUCAUUUAAAUUUUCCGAAAACCGAACAGAAAAAAAUAUGAUUAUGAAUGUCUAUUUGACGAUUCAUUGAAUCUUCCAAAGAUUUUGACGUUCAAAUUUGAUGUGAUAAGUGAUUACAUACUUAAAUUACUUAGGUUAUUUUUGUUUUAUUCGUGUUCGACGCCCAAUGUUCGGACCUCAGAGGUCAGAGGACUAGUGCGACGCGAAGGCGACGAUAAAAUCGCAUCAGAAAUUUGUAUUUAUGGAUGCUGGAGGUAUCCCUGUGUUUCAGAGCGCCAGCCAGGCAGCCGUCGCAGCCCAGCAGCAACAGCAAAAGCACCAGCAGCAGCGUCAACAACAGCUCAAUUUACAAUUGCAACAACAACAGCAUUUACAACACCAUCAGCUACAGCAUCAACAUUCAACUUUAGGGUUGCAUCUACAGCAACAUCAGCAAUUACAAUCGACGCAGCAACAAUUACAUAAUGUGCAGCAGCAACAACAAAUACAGGUGCAACAACACCAGCAACAUCAGCAUCAGCAUCAACAGGCGAAUACACAACAACAACAAUCCCAACAUUCUGCGUACCAUACAGCACCAGGAGGUGCGGGUGCGGGAGGCGGAAUUAGCUUUGGCGGCAACGGAACUGGCGGCCCUACAGGUGCGACUGGAGCAACAGCUUCAACAGCUGGAGCUUCUAGCGGCAUGGGUGGGCUCAUCGGCGUCAGCAAUAAUAUCAACGGACCAACUGCCGGCAACCAGACCAUCAAUCAGGGUAGCUGCGGUCCCGAUGUUGUUCCUGCAAAGAGGCAGCAAAUGGUUGAUCGACUUAGACGACGAAUUGAAAACUAUAGACGUCGACAGACGGACUGCGUACCGCGCUAUGAACAAACAUUUAAUACAGUAUGUGAGCAACAAAAUAGUGAAACAGCGGCGUUGCAAAAACGAUACCUUGAGAGCAAAAAUAAACGCGCAGCAAAGAAGACUGAGAAGAAGCCCACAGAUACGGCGUCGGCUGCGGCUGCAAUGAUGGCAGGCAAUCUGCAGAGCAGUGUACAUGUGCAACAAAAAUUCUUAAAACGGCCAGCGGACGACGUGGAUAAUGGAUCUGAAACAUUCGAGCCGCCUCACAAACUGCCAAAUAACAAUAAUAACUGUAACAAUAACAAUGGUUCUGAAAAUCUAACCAAGUUCUCAGUGCAUAUUGUGCAAAAAUUGGAGUUCACCACGUCAGCGGCUAACUCACAACCGCAGCAGAUAAGCACGAAUGUCACAGUUAAGGCGCUCACAAACACAUCCGUGAAAAGCGAGUCGGACGUCGGUGGGAACGGCGGUAGCACUGGCGGCGGUGGUUGUGGUGGAACGACUACUGUCCCUGGCGGUAGUUCUGGUGGGCCAAAUGAUCCGCAAAGUGGCGGAAUAUCGAAUAAUUCUCGUGGAAACACUGGAAACAGCGGAGGAGCUAAUGGCGGAGGCAAUGGUUUGGGUGGUAAUAGUGCAACCGGUAGUAAUAUUAACAACUUAAUGAGUGGACAUAACAAUUCAAAUACAACUCAGCAGCAACAAAAACUUGGUCUUGGUAGUCUAUCGAAUUUAGUAGAAUGCAAACGUGAGCCAGAUCAAGACUUUUCCGAUCUGGCUGGAUUGGAAAAAGAUAGUGGCCCAAACAGUAACUUUCCCGGGUUUCCCGAUCUUAUGGGUGAUGAUAUUAUAAAUGAUCUACAGGAUUUCAAUCCGGAUUUAUUCAGUUUUGAUGAGAAGCCACUUUUAGAUAUUAAAACUGAGGAUGGUAUUAAGGUGGAGCCACCAAAUGCACAGGACCUCAUUAAUAGUCUUAAUGUAAAAUCAGAGAAUGCAAUGACAGAUUUUAACGCAACAUUUGGAAGUAGCGGUGGGGGUAUGAAUGUAAGUGGUACAAAUAACGUACCUAACAUGACGAAUAAUGGUGGUAUGGGUGGGCCUAUGAAUGGACCUCCACAUACCGAUCCCCAAACCAUGAACAAAAUGCGACAAUUUUUAAAUGGUCCUGAUAACGGUCAGAUGACUUCGCUGGCUGCACAAACGCUAAAACAAAUGGCCGAGCAACAUCAGCAUAAGAAUGCCAUGGGCGGUAUGGGAGGCUUCCCACGGCCGCCAAUGCAUCAGUCACAGCAGGGGCAAUUAAUGGGUGGAGGUGGUCCAAAUAAUCGAUAUAAUGAUUAUGGCAAUUUUGGAAGCGAUUUCGGCAUGGGGUCCAAUGGUUCGCAACAACAACAGCAUUUGCCUCAAUUUCAGCAAAAAGUUCCUGGCAAUGGAUCUAUGGCUGGUUCCGGUCCAUUUGUUGGCAUGCAACAGUCUUUUCUAGAUAUUAAACAAGAGCUCUUCUAUUCCUCACAAAAUGAUUUCGAUCUCAAGCGAUUACAACAGCAGGCUCAAAUGCACCAACAACAGCAACAACAACACCACGCACAACAAAAUCAUCCACAACCAGCACAAAACCCGCAUGGCCCGAAUGGACCUAAAAUGGGACCAAAUAACGGUUCUGGUAGUUUCCCGAAACCCGGACAACCACAAACCCAGCAACAACAAUACUCACCAUAUAACUCACCAAUGGGAGCAACUGGCAAUCAGAGCCCUGCCGGUCAAUCAUUUAUGCAAGGACCGAAUCGCGGUACUUCAGGAUCGGGCGGAAUUAGUGGGGGAGUCGGCGUAGGGAAUAGUUGUAGCAAUGGUGGACCACCUAACAUGACGGCGCAGCAUCCUCAGAAUAGUACGCAACAACGUGGAGGACCGCAAAGCGUUCCGCCACUAAAUGUCAACAAUGGUACCGGAGGUAUGGGUGGUGGUCCUAGUGUAAGUGGAGCGUCAAGUUCAAGUAAUCAAAAUGGGUCCGGUGGAGGCAUUAAUGCGGGAGCGGGCAAUGCGAGUAGUUCACAGACUGGUCCAAACCUACAUCAACAACAACAACAGCACCAGUCGACAACAACAACACUGCAAAUGAAACAAACGCAGCAAUUGCAUAUUACCCAACAAGGAGGAGCUCAUGGGAUACAGGUCUCAAGUGGUCAGCAUCUUCAUUUAAGUGGUGACAUGAAGAGCAGCGUAUCAGUGGCAGCGCAACAGGGUAUACAAUUCUUUAAUCACCAGCAACAGCAACCUCAUGGGUCAGGCGCACAGCAACAACAACAGCCACAUGGUCAGCAACAACAUCAAAAUACUCAAAAUUCACAACAGCAACAACAAUCUCAACAGCAACAAAAUCAAAAUUUAAAUCACGGAAAUGGACCCUCAGACGGUUUCUCCAUUUCGCAAACACAGUCGCUGAAUUUCACACAACAACAACAACAGCAACAGACACAGCAACAAACGACACAGCAGAAUCAACAAAUGCCUUCUAAUAUGCGUCAACGCCAAACGCAGGCUCAAGCUCAAGCACAAGCCGCAGCAGCAGCUGCUGCAGCGGCAUCUGCGGCCUUGGCUCAAGUUUCUUCGACGAAUGUUGGCUCACCUGUCGUUCCGAAUAACAAUAAUAAUACAAAUAAUGGUGUACCUGGAGGUGUGGGUAAUUUAAUGGGACAACAGUCAAGCAGCGUGAGUGGUAAUGUGCAUGGUGGAUCAGUUGCCCAAAGCAUGACGAUAGGGGGAGGUGGAGCGGAUGCAAUUGGACCCAGUGGCAUGAACAACAUUUCGGGGAUGGGCGGCAAUGUCAGUAUUGGUGGAACGAAUCAAAUGGGUGGCACUACUGGUAGCGGUUUAGGCGGAAUGAUGUCUAACAAUUCAUUAUCGCAUCUAAACGCCCAGAAUGGACCAAAUGCCGCUGCAGCAGCCAUGAUGAUGGGUGCAACGCCAAAUGGCGGGCCCCCGAUGAAUAUUAGUCAAGCCAAAUUCUUACAACAGCAACAAAUGAUGCGUGUUCAAGCUAUACAACAACAGCACAUGGGUGGAACGCGACCACCACCGCCCGAAUACAAGGCAUCGCAAGCUCAACUUAUGCAAGCACAAAUGAUGCAGCAGAACGUUGGCGGCGGCGGUCGCUUUCCCAAUGCUGCAGCUCAAGCAGCGGCAAUGCGACGUAUGACGCAACAACCUAUUCCGCCCUCAGGACCAAUGAUGCGCCCGCAGCAUGCGAUGUACAUGCAACAUUCAGCUGCAGCUGGUUCACGUUCAUCCAUGGGAGCUUUUAAUGGUCCCAUGGGAACACAACAACGUCCUCCUAAUGUUCAAGUUACUCCAGAUGGUAUGCCGAUGGGUUCACAGCAGGAGUGGCGCCACAUGAUGAUGUCGCAGCAACAACAGAUGACCUUUGGUGGAGGACCUGGAGGUCCAAUGAGACAAGGGACUGGGUCAUUUGGCAGCGGAGGCUUUUUGCCAAGUGCUGGUGGUGUUGGUCCUAUGUCUGGGGGUGGAAACAGCGGCAUCGGUGGUGUUCCAAAUCAUGGCAUGCAGUUGACGCCAUCACAAAUUCAGCAGCAAAUGAUACGACAGCAGCAGGUCCAGCAACAGCAGCAAAUGUUAGCGAACGCCGGUGGUAGCGGAGGACCAGGCAGCGUACAGAUGCAACAAAUGCUGCAGCAGCAUCAUCAGCAGCAACAAGGCGGGCCUGCUAACAUGAUGACUCAAAUGCAAAUGACGUCACUACACAUGUCACAGUCGCAACAGCAAAUGACAAUGCAACAACAGCAGUUCGUGCAACAAACCACAUCAACGCCAACCGCGCACCAACAACAUACGCAAAUGAUGCAAAUCAAUCAGAAUGUGGGGAGCAGCAACCAAAGUACUGGCGGAAUGGUGAGCGGAUCGGUAGGUGCACCUAGUAUAGCCAGCACCACCGGUUCACUUGGAUCGGGAACAAACAACCUUGGAUCAAAUAAUAAUAAUAUCACAGGAAAUACCAUGACUGCAGCUACAACAGCACAAUCCACCAAUGCACCUACAGCUUCCAAUACUGCCAAUGCCAUAAAUCAAACUAUUAAUUCAGUGGUGGCCAGCUCUAAUGAUUUAUGUCUCGAAUUCCUCGACAACUUACCGGUGGACAGUGGCAACUUCUCCACUCAGGAUUUAAUUAAUUCGCUUGACAACGACAAUUUCAAUCUGCAAGACAUUUUGUAAAUCUGAAACCGAAGCGAACAGAAAACAAAUGAAGUGACUGCUGUCAGGUAAACACGUAGUAUUCGCCCCUUUGUAUAUUACAUAACGGAUCAAAAAAAUUUUCAUCAGCUGUGGGAAAAGAAAUACUACUUCUAAUCGAAUUUGAGUAGCUUAAUUUAUACAAAUGAGCCUAUUCUAAAGCGGCAUUACAAAAUUAAAUUAUUUAGAUGUGGCAAAUUUAUGCUGGCUACAUGUCUGGCGUCAGUACUGAUUUUUGAUAAAGCCUCAAAUAUAAAUGUAUGAAUAAUUUGGUUCGCACUAAUCUAAAUUUGAUUGCUGGUAAUCUUCUUGAAAGUUAAAUUUUAAUAGUUUGCAUUAAUUUAACAACAUUCCAUUUGUCAAGAAAAAUACUUUGUGUAUGUACGUAAAGGGGAUGGUUUAAAUACACCCUCGCUCUUUAUAACACACCUAUCAUUAUUGUUAAUUCAAUUACUUUACAAUAUUGCUCUUUAUAACUACAUAGACAUAUGUAUGUAUAACAUGUACUUAAAAGGCAUUAGAAAAUAAAUAGAACAUGACAGCCAGAAAAAUUAGAGAAUCCAUAUAGAUAUAUGUAGAUAUAGUGUAGCAUUCAGAAAUUUUAAUAUUUUUGUUUAAAGUUUUGAAUAUUGAUAAUGUUUAAAAUAUAUGCUCUCAGAAAACUUCUGCAAACAAAAAAUCAUAUUGAAUUGUAUACGUUUUCGUGUAAAUAAAACUUUAAUAAGCAAAAAAAAUUGGUGAUAUUUUUUCUAUAAUUAAAUAAUGUUAUUAACAGGAACCAAACAAAAUAAACAUUAAAAUAUUUUGAAAAAUAUAUUUUUACUCAAAAUAAGAAAAAGGUAUCUUAUAAUUUCCAACACGAAAUUAAAAUAAAAAAAACAGCGGCAUAAGCAAAUGGCAAUAUAUGAAAUUAUUAUUAGUUCUAAUGUAUGAGUUCCGUAAUAUUUUCUAGUAUAUAAAUUAGUUCUAAGAUAAACAUCAAAGACACGCCCAGCAUAUGCACACUCCAAAUUAUAUAAAACUGAAGUUCAAGCGCAAAUAAAUGUAAAGAAAUUAUAGGAACAUAUAUUUGUAAAGAUAUUUGCAAAUACUUAAGUACACUUCACUAAAUGUUUGUCGAAAAAGCAGUUUUAUUAUGCAAUCACAAAAGAUAAAUUUAAUAAAAAUGUAAAAGGUACAUAAUAAAGGAGACAGUUUUUAAAUCAUGAAAACAUUAACAAAUUCAAAAUGAAUAAUUACAAUGUAGUUGCUAAGCAAAUAAUUACAAAGUAGAUUAAAAUUGUUAUAUCAAAUUAUAUACAACUGUAGAUAUAUGUAUGUAUCCAAAUAGAUUUAAGACAUACUUCCGAAAUCAAUAAAAGGGUAAAAGUAUUCAAAAUUGAUAUGAAA